UCUUUCACUCUAGCUCCCAAGUUUGUGUUGUGACAUUUAAUCGAACAUCUUCGGCUGUUUCAGCCGCGCUAGAUAUGAUCACCGAAAAGAAAGCAGCUAAUGCCAUGGGAGGCAACACGGCGCGAGCCUGCGACAGCUGCUUGGUGAAGCGGGCUCGGUGGUUUUGUGGAGCUGAUGAUGCUUUUCUUUGCCAGAGGUGCGAUGCUUCUGUACACUCGGCGAACCUCUUGGCCAGCAGACACGAGAGGGUCCGUCUCAAGUCUUCAUCUCACAAGGUCAGUGAUCACUUGGCAAUUGAACCUCCGGUCCCAGCUUGGCAGCAGGGCGUGACGCGCAAGGCACGGACUCCCCGAGGCCAUGGGAAUCAUAAGAGCGGCAAAGAUGAAGCGGGGAAGGCUCUAGGGCAGUCUAUGCCUUUUGUGCCGGAGAUUGGGAGUGAAGAAGUUGACUACUGUUGCCUAGAGGAUGAUCAUGAGAGUGAAGAUCUUGAGCAGCUGCUUUAUAGAGUCCCCAUAUUUGAUCCUUUUGAAGGUGAGCUUUGCAAUAACAUGACAAAUAUUGAUCAUCAUAAGGUAAAAAUGGGUCAUGAAGAUUAUGGAGCUCGGACUAGUAGCACUAGCCCCUGCGACGAGUUGGAUAACUUUCAGGGGCUAAUUCUACCUUCGGAUAUGGAGCUCGCGGAGUUUGCUGCUGAUGUUGAGAACAUGCUUGGGAAGGGACUUGAUGAGGACUGCAGUGACAUCAAGGGGUUGGGACUACUGGAUGAAACGAAAGAAGAAGAGGACUAUGGCAUGGAUGUUUGUAUUGGCAUUGAAGAGAGGAAGCUAGUGAAGAUUGAAGAGGAAGAUCAAGGAAUGGAAUGUGAAUUCAAUCCUUCAAUGCUGGAUUGGAACUUGGAUUAUGAUGAUGAGUCAGCUGCGGUGUUGCUUGGGGGAAGUACUAGUACUGAUCAGGAGGAGGAGGACAAGGUAGCGGUGCUCAUGGAGGCUGAGAAGAAGAGGAAGAAGAUAUGUUUGAGGCUGAAUCAUGAGGCAGUCAUCAGUGCCUGGGCAAGCAAAGGCUCUCCGUGGACCACCGGAGUUAAGCCGGAGCUCAACCCCGACGAUGGCUGGCCCGACUGCAUGGGCGUAUGGGGCACAAAUCAGAUUAUGAAUUUGCAAGGACAUGGAGAUAGUAGUGCAGCAGCUCACAGGAUGGGAAUGAGAGGCGAUACUGAGCAGCGGCCAGGAAGAGAAGCAAGAGUAUCAAGGUACAGAGAGAAACGGAGGACACGAUUGUUUUCAAAGAAGAUUAGAUACGAAGUGAGGAAGCUCAACGCAGAGAAGAGGCCUAGAAUGAAAGGUCGAUUCGUUAAGAGAACCUCGUUCCAGACGGGAAUGGGGACUAGUUCUACUACUACGGCUUCGAAUGCACCUCACUACCAGCAGCAGCAGCACCUCAAAAAAUAACAGUGCUGCAUUUACUAGGGACUGAUCAUGAUCAACUCCCAAUUCUGCUUGUUUUGUGGCAAAAUUGGACUGACCGAUUGAUUGAUGUAUGCAUGCAUGGCCCAUAUAUCAUAGGAUGAUAUAUCAUAUUCUAUGAUAUAUCAUAUAUAUAUGGCGUGCUUUACAAUAAAUGAAGUAUAUAACUUGGU
This is a messenger RNA of Fragaria vesca subsp. vesca, 1636 nucleotides long. RefSeq names its product zinc finger protein CONSTANS-LIKE 16-like. The coding region runs from base 75 to 1448 and encodes 457 amino acids. Gene Ontology annotation, biological process: regulation of DNA-templated transcription. The record is from RefSeq and is a predicted model, not a curated record. Gene Ontology annotation, molecular function: protein binding; zinc ion binding. Gene Ontology annotation, cellular component: nucleus. Lineage: Eukaryota; Viridiplantae; Streptophyta; Magnoliopsida; Rosales; Rosaceae. The transcript has 2 exons.